CUCCUAAGCAACGGAAGUGAUGUAAGAGCAGUCAGAACUGGAGGGCUUGGGUAAAAAUGGCUGAAUAUUUAGCUUCGAUAUUCGGAACUGAGAAGGACAAGGUUAACUGCUCUUUUUACUUUAAGAUCGGGGUCUGCCGGCACGGAGACCAAUGCUCCCGGCUUCACAACAAGCCGACAUUCAGCCAGGAGGUGUUCACAGAAUUGCAGAAGUAUGGGGAGAUUGAAGAGAUGAAUGUGUGCGACAACCUUGGGGACCACCUCGUGGGCAACAUCUAUGUCAAGUUCCGGCGGGAAGAGGAUGCAGAGCGGGCGGUGGCUGAACUCAAUAACCACUGGUUCAAUGGGCAGGCUGUGCACGCUGAACUGAAUGUACCCGAGGUGGCUUCUGCAACUUCAUGCAUCUGCGGCCCAUUUCCCAGAACCUCCAGAGGCAGCUCUAUGGGCGGGGACCCAGGCGCAGGUCACCCCCGAGGUUCCAUACUAGCCACUGUCCCCGAGAGGGGAACCAUCGGCGUUCCCCUGAUCACCGGCAUGGCCGCUUCUGAGGCCCUGGCCCCCUUACCCUUAUCCUUCACCCCGGACAGGGACAAAUAUUUCUGGCAGGACCUCUCCUCAAAGCCCCCUUCACUCUCCUGGCCCAUCUUUCCCAGGCUCCCGGGCUCCAUAAUGUAAUCUCUUCAGCAUGGAGACUUUCUUCUACCGCCCUUCUCUUAAUAAAGCUCCGUGUUUUGCU
This is a messenger RNA of Rhinopithecus roxellana (golden snub-nosed monkey), 735 nucleotides long. RefSeq names its product U2 small nuclear RNA auxiliary factor 1 like 4 (gene U2AF1L4). Gene Ontology annotation, biological process: mRNA splicing, via spliceosome. Gene Ontology annotation, cellular component: spliceosomal complex; U2AF complex. Lineage: Eukaryota; Metazoa; Chordata; Mammalia; Primates; Cercopithecidae. Gene Ontology annotation, molecular function: metal ion binding; pre-mRNA 3'-splice site binding. The record is from RefSeq and is a predicted model, not a curated record.